Cynoglossus semilaevis (tongue sole) is the source of this 2820-nucleotide messenger RNA. It is a transcript of the gene hs3st1l1, whose product is annotated as heparan sulfate (glucosamine) 3-O-sulfotransferase 1-like1. Gene Ontology annotation, molecular function: [heparan sulfate]-glucosamine 3-sulfotransferase activity. NCBI's taxonomy places the organism in Eukaryota, Metazoa, Chordata, Actinopteri, Pleuronectiformes, Cynoglossidae. The record is from RefSeq and is a predicted model, not a curated record. The transcript has 4 exons. Bases 1463 to 2389 code for a protein of 308 amino acids.
AGAGAAACCAACUGGGGAACGUGAUUGUGAUGAGUCAGUAAAUAUAUUGUACAAUUAGCUGCAAAAUUGGAACGCAUGAACGUGAACUGUAGACACACACACAUGGUUUUCAAAUGUAACUAGUAAAAGAAAUUCACCCCAGAGACAGAUAAGGGUCCACUCCUGGACUGAAAUGACCUUGUUUAUGACAGACAAACCUUGUACAAGGAUGUUUUUUUGUUUUUUUAUGUACCUGAAGCAAGCAAAGCAGCUAAUCAUCCACCAAUUCAAAAACAUGUUUGUGUAGAGUAAUUACAAUUUUCUGCUCAAUUUCAAAUGUUAUGGUAUGACAUUUUUUAGAGUCUCUUUUUCAUAUAUGUCCACAGAACAUGUGUCAAACUCAAGGCCUCCGUGCUUGAAUCCUGCCCAUCAGGUCAUUUUUAGUGGCCUGUAAACUACCCUGAGACAGUAUGUAGUUGGUAUGUGUAGCAAGGAAUAAUAAUAAAUAUUUAAUAAUUUAAUUUAGGAACUCUUGAAAAACUGGGAUUUGAACCCAAGACCUUUUGCGUGUAAGGCACAUGUAAAGCUGCUAAACUAUUAACCACCAUUCCUUGUUAUCAGAGGUGUAUGGGGUUCAGAUUCAUACAUUUUGUGUGCCCCCAGCAGGUCUGUGUAAGAAGCCCAUAGUUUUUGUUCACAACACAGAGGUCAUCUCUGUAACAGCUCAUAUUUCAUGAUAUCUGUAUUGAUAUUUAUGACUAUAUCAGCUGUGAUUGUCAUGGCUGUCUGUCUCUCUGCCCUUCUGUCUCUCUGCCUGGGUAAUCACUUCAUCACACUCACCUGUGUCCUGUGCCUGUCUCGUUUAGACUCACUGGUCACACCUGGUUAUAUAUACUCCCCUCCCUCACACCGGUGUUUCUGGCUAACAGUUUGUUUUUGGAGAUUUGUGGCAGGUCUCUGUGUUGGACUUGUUCUUCCCAACCUGUGAGUUCCUGUUCUAUUGUCGUCUUGUUCUGUUCUGUUGUGUUGUGUAAAACCAACCCUUUGAGAGGGAAUCUUAAUGUUGAUGUGGCUCUCACUGGAAAUGACUGACCGCCCUGGUCAACAGAUGAGUCAGUGAUGACACUGGCCGACAGGGACGACAGACGCGUUUCCCCCAGUGUGGACCGGCGGUGCGCAGAAGUGCGCUCCAUGCUCCAGCAUCCUGCACCUCCUCUGCCUCCGUCCCUGAGAUCAGCCCCAACCUCCGAGAGCCGCUGAGAUUCUCUCGGAACCACAGUAGAACGAGAUGUGCUGCGGACCAUCGGCAAUUGCUUCUCCUCCUCCUCCUCCUCCAGUGGAAAUUCAAUGGCAGACAAAGACUGCGCUUUCCAUUUUUCCCGUUAUUCCUGAGCUCAUAAAGACAGAUCUGGUUCAAACAUUAAGCCUGUAAUAUUUCUCUCAUCUCUUUCUCUGCCAAUUUCUAUUCCUCCAGUCCAUCACCAUGUCUUUUUUUCUGGCAUCGACCGUCCUUAUGAUUCUUCAGACGUAUACUGUCCAGGCGGGAUAUGACCCAACAGUGGACCCAAUGGACCUGAAUGCUGGACUAGCAGACAAUGUUUCUGUAGAUGUUUCCUCGCCUCCUCCCCCAGGUACUAGCAAAAGAACACCACAUAGUAUAAUUAUCGGAGUACGCAAAGGCGGGACAAGGGCGCUGCUGGAAAUGCUGGACAUUCACCCUGAGGUAGCCGUAGCCGCCACCGAGGUGCACUUCUUUGACUGGGAUGAGAACUAUGCUAAGGGCCUUGAGUGGUACCGUGAGUUGAUGCCCUACUCUUACCCACAGCAGAUCACAGUGGAGAAAACUCCAGGUUACUUUACAUCAGCCCUUGCACCGGAGCGCAUCUGUGCCAUGAACUCCUCCAUUAAACUGCUUCUGAUAUUGCGAGACCCAGUCGAGCGGGUGAUCUCCGACUACACCCAGGUGUACUUCAACCGUCUGGAGAACCACAAACCCGUACAGGCCAUUGAGAACCUGCUUGUGCGCAACGGAGCGCUGAAUAUAAGAUACAAGGCAAUUCAGAGAAGCCUCUAUGACAUCCACAUGAGGAACUGGCUGCGCCACUUCCCCCUGGACCAAAUCCACAUCGUAGACGGGAACGCGCUCAUUCACGAUCCUCUGCCAGAACUUCAGAAGGUGGAGCUUUUCCUGAAUUUGCCCCCAAGGAUAAUGUCCUCCAACUUUUACUUUAACCAGACCAAGGGAUUUUACUGCAUCCGGAGUGACGGCAGAGAGCGAUGUCUGCACGAGUCAAAGGGACGUCCUCACCCGGUCGUGAAUAACACCGUCCUCCAGCAGCUCCGCUCCUAUCUGCAAGAACACAACAGAACCUUCUUUAGACUGGUGAAGCGCACAUUUAACUGGCAAUAAGAAAUCCAAUCCCAACUCUAGACUCAAGUGAGGCCACAACCUCAUCUGAUGUGGACAGAGAGGGGCACAAAGCACUUUAAAAUCAUUUCGAAUAGCCUCCAUGCACCACUGUUCUUAUCUUUGGUUGGCACAGAGCAGUCAGACUCUCAGUAGGAGGCAAAACUGAACACGUGUGCAUUUAUGAAAUACAGGGUACGAUUUUACAGCCCACAGCCCACAACAUGACAGUUCAUCCAGAACAUGUUCAACCCUUUGUACUUGAAGUAAUCAAGUGAGGUGGGUACCAGUACAUACGAUGGUAAGUCAAAAACUUGAGUUUUGUUCCUUGCUCCAUCAUUGCUCCUCUUUUCCAAAAAGAGAAAGGAAAUUGAAAGGAAUUAAAUUUCAGGCCUUAGACGAAAAAAAAAAACAUAUGCUAAAAAAGGUCAUUU